AUGCACCGUUCCCGCCAUCAACCCCUUUCUUCUCCAACCUUUGCAUUCGUAGCUAGGUUUGCCCCUUUCUUCCUAGUGUACCAAGAGGCAGCCAGCCGUGGCUUUGUCUUUGCCUGUGCAAUCCCCCGCAUCUGCUCUGCACACGUUACUAGCUUAGAGGGGAGGGCGUCCCCGCUGCUUACCAUGUGCGGGAAGGGCGGAAGGGGUGCCUCGGACGUUCAGACUCAAGCUUUCAAGCGACACGCAGCUACCACGAAGCACAAGGAGGCGGUCAAGCACCAGGAGAAGCUUCUUGCUGAAGCUGGCCGGCAGCCACGGAUCAACGCUGACAACCUCGCUCGCGACACCGAGAAGGAGCGCGUCAUCGAGCUGUGCGACUCCCUGCUCUUCGUUACCAAGCAAGAUGCACCCAUUGAGUUAUGGGUGCAACUUGUUCGGGAGGCCCUCGCGGCAAAAGAUGCAGCGGAGGCAAUCCCCGAGUUUGACAUGGUGGACGGGCUGAUCCGUCAAGUGGCCGAGUAUCUCGGCCGUUCCAGCCCCUGGCACCAACGAUUUCUGGAGCUCCAGGAACUCUUCACUGCUACGAACCUGGAGCUUCAAGGCAUCCAUCAAGUCCGCUGGCUGAGCAGGGGUGAUGCCGUUUUGCGAACGGUGACGGUCUUCCCAGCGCUACUCGUCAUGCUGUAUGAGUGGGACGAAACUCUGUACGAGCUCGCCACCAGCUACAGGUUCCAUUUCUUGCUGUUCUUCCUUGCAGACGUGCUCGAGCAGCUGAACAUCUUGAACAAAUCGUUCCAGCAGCGAGAGCUCGACAUCGCAGGUGUCCAUGCGCAGAUCAGGAGAACCUUGUCUCACCUGGAGAGCCGCUACGUCGACUGCGGUGACGAUUUUGGAGGCGGGUUGAGCGCGCGCCUGUCCCCGUUCAUCAUGAAGUACGGGCCUGACAGUGACAAGCCCGAGGUGACGGUGCAGGGUGUGGACUCUGACGGUCGCCCGACAACACACAAGUUCCAACAGCAUGAGAAGCCAAACGAGGACUACCCAACUCUUGGAACACACGACAACUGCGUCGACCUCUGCACCACUUUUGCCGAGACGCUCGUCAGAAACCUCAGCACGAGGUUUGCAGACUUGGACUCCCUCGUGGGAGUGAGGCUCUUCAUGCCAGACGAGUACAGCACGGCGGGGAGAUCGGAGCGCCACAAACAGUGUCUCGAGUGGCUCAUGUCACUCGUCUCGCUGUUCAGGGCACAGGAGACUGAUCACAUCCUUCCAGGUACGCUCUUACUCUAA
Closterium sp. Naga37s-1 is the source of this 1293-nucleotide messenger RNA. NCBI's taxonomy places the organism in Eukaryota, Viridiplantae, Streptophyta, Zygnematophyceae, Desmidiales, Closteriaceae. The record is from the annotation of a GenBank genome assembly.